This is a messenger RNA of Scleropages formosus (Asian bonytongue), 613 nucleotides long. It is a transcript of the gene lyrm7, whose product is annotated as LYR motif containing 7. The coding region runs from base 69 to 383 and encodes 104 amino acids. NCBI's taxonomy places the organism in Eukaryota, Metazoa, Chordata, Actinopteri, Osteoglossiformes, Osteoglossidae. Gene Ontology annotation, biological process: mitochondrial respiratory chain complex III assembly. Gene Ontology annotation, molecular function: protein folding chaperone. The transcript has 5 exons. The record is from RefSeq and is a predicted model, not a curated record. Gene Ontology annotation, cellular component: mitochondrial matrix.
AGAGCCAAUGGUUGAUCAGGAUACUCACUGGCCCUUGGUGAUUGACAAGGGUCGCAUGGUGAUUCAGUAUGGAGUCUCGUGUGAAGGUGCUCCGGCUGUUCAAAGUGCUCCACAGAACUCGGCAGGAUGUGUUUAAAGACGACAUCAGGGCUUUAACAGCUGCAAGGCAAAGAAUAAAUGAAGAGUUCAGAAAGAGCAAAUGUGAGACGUCAGUCGAAAAAAUAAAUGAGAUGAUUAAAUUUGGGUCCGAGGUAGAAGCUAUUCUUCGGCAAAAUGUAAUUCAGGCAGUUCAUGUAGAUGACAGUAAAAUACGACUUCGUCCCAGACAAGGCCUUCUUCUGGACAAUGUGCCGUACUGCGAUAACCCUAGAAAGAAGGGUUAACUAAAAGGAAUUUCACUGAAACAUUUUAACCUGUUAUGUGGUUUGCUUGCCAUUAUGUCCUUUUUUGUAAAAAAAGGGGACAGAAUUUUGAAAUGUUAUGACUGUAACGCUUUGUGUUUGGCAUGGGAAACUUUCAUUCAUUGCUGUAACUUAAAGGAUGUAAAUAUUUUUGUUUAUGUGAAAGAAACUAAUAAAAUAACUCAAAUACACAGAAUCACUUGGUGUUAAUG